Messenger RNA from Sinocyclocheilus grahami, 756 nucleotides. Its product is annotated as fatty acid-binding protein, intestinal-like. The record is from RefSeq and is a predicted model, not a curated record. Gene Ontology annotation, molecular function: lipid binding. Lineage: Eukaryota; Metazoa; Chordata; Actinopteri; Cypriniformes; Cyprinidae. The coding region runs from base 159 to 557 and encodes 132 amino acids. The transcript has 4 exons.
CUGGAGGUAGGGUGAGAUUUAUACUCGGUGAGCUUUACUCAGCCACAUCAGCAUGAAGAUAAUACUUAGAUAAGACAGCGUGCUGUCACUCGCACAGGUAUAAAAGACAGGCACAGGGUAAAGUUAGGUCGCCGUCAGAAUCACAGCAGUCUGUCAUCAUGACCUUCAACGGGACCUGGAAAGUCGACCGCAAUGAGAACUAUGAGAAGUUCAUGGAAGAAAUGGGCAUCAACAUGGUUAAAAGGAAACUAGCUUCUCAUGACAACCUGAAGAUCACCCUGGAGCAGACCGGAGACAAGUUCCAUGUGAAGGAAGUCAGCACUUUCCGCACACUGGAAAUUGACUUUACUCUGGGCGUCACCUUUGACUAUUCUCUGGCAGACGGCACUGAGCUCACAGGAUCCUGGGUCAUGGAGGGAGAUAUGCUUAAGGGGACUUUCACACGCAAGGACAACGGAAAGGUGCUAAUAACAACCAGGAAGAUUAUUGGUGAUGAACUUGUACAGAGCUAUUCCUAUGAAGGAGUCGAGGCCAAGAGGAUUUUCAAGAGGAGUUAAAUUGACAUCAGCAUUCCCAAAAUUUCAAAAUUACAAUUCUAGUGGGACGAUAUGAAACUUUUACAUGUUGUAACCAUGGAUGUUCAACCUGAAAAUAAAGGUUUUAACAAUUGGCAGCCCUAAAGUUACAAAGCAUGUAUGUAAAUCAUGUGUCAUUUGCACUGUGAGUUUUGAUAUUUGUGGUAAUAAAGCCAUUUUU